This is a messenger RNA of Nerophis lumbriciformis (worm pipefish), 4442 nucleotides long. RefSeq names its product anti-Mullerian hormone (gene amh). Gene Ontology annotation, biological process: gonad development. The record is from RefSeq and is a predicted model, not a curated record. NCBI's taxonomy places the organism in Eukaryota, Metazoa, Chordata, Actinopteri, Syngnathiformes, Syngnathidae. Gene Ontology annotation, molecular function: growth factor activity.
CGUGCGUGUGUGUGUGUGUGUGUGAACCCUUCCUUUAUAACCGUUUUACCACGCAGGCAUACAUUCAGACCAAGAAGGAGACAACAUGGCGCUGUACAUCUUCAACUGCGGGCUGCUGACACUUUGCUGGGCCGUCUUCUGUGUGGCAGUGCCGGGUUUCCCCAACUUUACAGAAGACGAAACGCUGAGGCCCACAGAGAAGACAGGAGAUGCCUCAAAGAUGACCCCACCUCACUCCACAGUUUCCCAUCUGGUUCCUCAGACCGCAGAGUGUUUUCUGGAAGAUACAUUGGCUGCCAUGGGAGAGGCUUCGGAGAACGACAGCGAACUGACACAGGAAGGUUUGACUCUGUUCGGAAUCUGUGCAGCAUCUCAUGGAAAUGUCUCAGUGCUGGUGGAUCUGGUGAUGAAAGCCAAGAGGAAGCACAGAGACGGACUGGAGGUGAUGCAUCCUACGGAAGUGUUUUUGAUCGAGGAGGAGAAUAAGGAAGCCCUCACCCUCAUUUUUGGCCUCCCUCAAUCCCCUUUGCUCCAACGUACUCCAGUGCUCCUUUUGGCCUUUGAGAGUCCCUUCAGUGGAGGCGCCCUGGACCAGAUCACCUUCAGCAGUCAGUCCUUGCAGCCCAACACACAGGCAAUCUGCGUCUCAGAAGGAACACAUUACAUUCUGCUGACAGGACAAGCAUCAGUGGAACACCAAAGAUGGAUUCUCUCUGUUGGCACUAAAUCACCUGACAUGAAGGAAAGAAUAAAAGCACUUCUAAGUGGUGGAACCAUAGGAAGAAGUGGCGUGACUCCAGUUCUUCUAUUCCCUAGUGAAGAAAAAAGUGACAGCAGCUCAUCCCAACCGCUCCACUUUCUGUGCGAGCUAAGGAGGUUCCUGAGUGACGUCUUUCCCCGGCAGAACCGUCCGCUCUCGUCCCCGCUAAAGCUGGACUCCUUGCAGGCUCUGCCCUCUGUGGCUCUGGGCUUGUCCUCCAGCGAGUCCCUACUGGCGGAGCUGAUGAACUCCUCCGCUCCCACCAUCUUCUCCUUUACCGGCUCCAUGUUCAAGGUCCGCCGAGGAGAGCUGGCCAUGUCCCCUGGGCUGCUGGAGGAGCUCAAGAAGGGUUUGGAGCACAACGUGAUGCAAGUCAUGCAAGUUCUAAGAGAUAAGGAAGGAGGUCAGAAGAGCAUCAAGAGGCUGGAGAGACUCGCGGAACUCUGUGCUUUUUCCAAUGCGGACCUGCCGUCAGGAGAAAGCCAGUACUGCGCCUUCCUCUUGCUGAAGGCCCUGAAGACAGUGGGCCGGGAGAUAUUGCCACAACCGAGGGCCACCAGAUCUAGUGGCCUCGGGCCCGUGUGCAGCCUGAGGAGCCUCACCGUGGCCCUGGAUAGGUACGUGGUCUCGCCAGACACCGCCGACAUCAACAACUGUCACGGCUUGUGCAAGGUGCCUAUGGUCAAAACCACAAACCAUGCCGUGCUGGUCAUCAAGCACAUCGAGAGCGGGAACGUGCACGAGCGGGCGCCAUGCUGUGUGCCCGUGGCCUACCAGUCCCUGGAUAUGUUGGACCACAACGAGGACGGGACGUUUCUCGUCGUCCACCCUGAUGUGGUGGCGAAGGAGUGUGGAUGUCACUAAGAGCUGAGGUUUCCAAUGUACGCUCAUCGGUCUAGGUACACUAUAUCUACUUAGAGCUAGUGUGCGAGUGGGCAGGUGUUUGGCUAAGAAUGGUUUCUUUUGUUUACAUGUAUUUAUUCACAAAGUAUUAAUUAUUUGGUGCAGAUAGGAAUAUUUAAAAAUGUCCUUCAUAUAUUCUUCACUAAUCAUAAUUCCCACUACUUACAUAAUAACAUAGGAUCUGUGUUUCGCAUGCAUUCAGCUAUAACAUUUAUAGGGACGCUACAAAUGUAUUUGGUGCUACCUGUAUAGUGGGGCUAUUCAACUACAUAAUGAAGAGGGCCGCAGUUUCAAAAACCCAAGGGCUUAGGGGCCGGACAUCGAAAUUUCUUCAGAAAGUUCCUCCGCAGGUUAUAUUUCCUUGAAACUGCAAUUUAAUAGCAAAGUAAACACAUCGGCUGCACUGUCGAUAUAUUUUUUAAUCCGCCCUCUCUAUUCGUUUCCAGCGUGUGCAGCUAGACAGAUAGUUAACAGCAUGAAAAAACAGAAUCUCUUUGUUGAGGAUUGAUUUGUGCAAUUUAUUUAAAAAUUUUCAGGGUCGAUUUUACCAUAUUUCUGCCUCAACAAUCAAUAUUUAGUGUUUUUGAUGUAUUUUUAAGUGCAUAAUUUAAAACAACAACAUAAAGGUUUUGAAUAGUAAGAAAACGCUGUAAUCGUUUUUCAUUAGGUGUGUGGGGGCCCUUGUAAAUCUUGGAGCCUGCUGCAGUCGCCUGUGUUUGCCUGAAUGGUACAGUGCACCCGGAAAGUAUUCACAGCGCUUGACUUUUUCCACAUUUUGUUAUGAUACAGCCUUAUUCCAAAAUGGAGUAAAUACCCUAUAAUGAUUAUGUAUUUUGCAAAUGUAUUUGAAAAAAAAAAAAAUCACGUGUACAUAAGUAUUCACAACCUUCGCUCAUUACUUUGUUGAUGCACCUUUGGCAACAAUUACAGCCUCAAGUCUUUUUGUAUACGAUGCCACAAGCUUGCCACACCUAUCUUUGGGCAGUUUCGCCCAGUCCUCUUUGCAGCACCUCUCAAGCUCCAUCAGGUAUAAUCAGAAGCGUUAGUUUCCAUCCAGGAUGUCUCAGUACAUUGCUGCAUUCAUCUUUCCGUCUAUCCUGACUGGUCCCCCAGUUCCUGCCACUGAAAAACAUCCCAACAGCAUGAUGCUUCCACCACAAUGCUUCCUCCGAACAUGACGCCUGGCAUUCACGCCAGAGAGUUCAAUCUUUGUCUCAUCAGACAAAAGAAUUUAGUUUCUCAUGGUCUGAGAGUUUUUACUAAGUUUUUACUAAGAAAUGGCUUCCGUCUACCACAUGAAACUCCAAUCGAGCUCAUGUGAGCAUGGUACUAGAAGAACAUUUUGUUGUAAAUUACACAAAUUAUAUUUAUAUUGGGGUGAUCAGAGUCACCUACCUCUUCUAAAGUGUUACGUAUUAUUGUAGCGACUAUCUUUUCGAACGUUUGCCGCACAUCUAUCUUCUUCUUCACUUUCUUCCUGACGCAACCAUUUCUUUUUUUUAAUUUCCGCCUGCGUCCAGUUCUCUGAGACACGGCAAUGUUUGGCUGACAAUGGCUCUGUCAUUUGCUGGAAACAGGAGAAAGAACCACGUCCUACUCAGACCAUGCCAGGUCAAGCACAUGGCUACUUUUAAUAUAAUUUGCAUAUGUAUAAAGGGGCGUGGUUUGGGCCUGUCAACCCACACACACGUGGCAGAUUCCAAGUACCGUAUUUUUCGGAGUAUAAGUCGCUCCGGAGUAUAAGUCGCACCGGCCGAAAAUGCAUAAUAAAGAAGGAAAAAAACAUAUAAGUCGCACUGGAGUAUAAGUCGCAUUUUUGGGGGAAAUUUAUUUGAUAAAACUCAACACCAAGAAUAGACAUUUGAAAGGCAAUUUAAAAUAAAUAAAGAAUAGUGAACAACAGGCUGAAUAAGUGUACGUUAUAUGAGGCAUAAAUAACCAACUGAGAACGUGCCUGGUAUGUUAACGUAACAUAUUAUGGUAAGAGUCAUUCAAAUAACUAUAACAUAUAGAACAUGCUAUACGUUUACCAAACAAUCUGUCACUCCUAAUCGCUAAAUCCCAUGAAAUCAUAUACGUCUUGUCUCUUACGUGAAUGAGCUAAAUAAUAUUAUUUGAUAUUUUACGGUAAUGUGUUAAUAAUUUCACACAUAAGUCGCUCCUGAGUAUAAGUCGCACCCCCGGCCAAACUAUGAAAAAAACUGCGACUUAUAGUCCGAAAAAUACGGUAGAUUGCGAUGUAACAAAGAAACGUGCUUGGAUUUGUGCGUGCGAACACUUUAAUACAUCUGAAUUUUUACUUGCGCACUCCAUUUUCUGGAUUUGAUCUUACGUUCGUAUUUUGUAGGAAAGCCACGCAACUGUUUUUACAUGAGGGCCCUGGUCCGCCAGAGAAUAAGAAGACUAAGCAGGAGGACUCUUUGUUGCCAACUCAAUGACUUUGUGGUAGAGAUGUUUGAUAAUGGCUUUUUUGCCGAUAUCCGAUAUUCCGAUAUUGUCCAACUCUUAUUUACCGAUUCCGAUAUCAACCGAUACCGAUAUAUACAGUCGUGGAAUUAACACAUUAUUAUGCCUAAUUUUGUUGUGAUGCCCCGCUGGAUGCAUUAAACAAUGUAACAAGGUUUUCCAAAAUAAAUCAACUCAAGUUUUGGAAAAAAAUGCCAACAUGGCACUGCCAUAUUUAUUAUUGAAGUCACAAGGUGCAUUAUUUUUUUUUAACAUGCCUCAAAACAGCAGCUUGGAAUUUGGGACAUACUCUCCCUGAGAGAGCAUGAGGAGG